AUGGCGCCCAAGAACAAGGGCGGAGACAAGAAGGGCAAGGGAAAUGAUGGAGGUGAUAAGGGGGGCAAGGGAUUGAAACCGGCGACUUCGAUCAAUGUGCGGCACAUUCUUUGCGAGAAACACUCAAAGAAGGAGGAAGCCCUGGAGAAACUCCGCAAUGGGUCUAAGUUUGAUGAUGUUGCUAGGGAGUUUUCGGAGGAUAAGGCGAGACAGGGUGGUUCUCUUGGCUGGAAGGUCCGGGGAAGUCUGGAUGGCACCUUUGAGAAAGCAGCAUAUGAGCUGGAGCCUAGUACGACGGCGAAUCCGAAGUACGUGGAGGUGAAGACUGGAUUUGGAUACCAUAUUAUCAUGGUUGAGGGGCGGAAGUAA
Molecule: messenger RNA, 369 nt
Organism: Aspergillus pseudonomiae
Lineage: Eukaryota; Fungi; Ascomycota; Eurotiomycetes; Eurotiales; Aspergillaceae
Product: peptidylprolyl isomerase
Exons: 3
Coding region: 1-369 (122 amino acids)
Biological process (GO): rRNA processing
Molecular function (GO): peptidyl-prolyl cis-trans isomerase activity; DNA binding
Source: RefSeq, a predicted model, not a curated record